GAAGCCGCUAAACAUACCUGAAUGAUACACCACGUCUUCAUACUUCACAUUAGCGUGCUAUAACACUGCUUGCCAGUAAGCAAUUUUUGACUUUGGACAAUUUUAAUAUCAACACAUAUUCUGUGGGAGACACACAGCUGCACAAGAUUGAGAACUACAGUUUAAGGUUACUGGGUGACGUGGGGCGAUGAAGUGUCUGAGUUGUGGACAUGUUGUGGUGGAAGAGAAAGCGAAGUUCUGCAGUGAAUGUGGCAGCAAACUGCAGCAACAAGCUCAACCAAGUAGGCCUGCAGAUAGUGGGGCUGCAGAGCCUUCCUCUGGUCCUGACGUUGUAAUGGAGAGCGGCGCUGAACUGAAGGUGCUCAGUGAUCCAUCGGGAACGUCUCCUUCAGACAGCUUGUCUGCUUCAAAUUCAGAACAAGCUAAUGAAAAGCCGAGUGAGGAACAAAAAGAUAAUCCACGGAAGAAGAGGAAAAAAAGGAAGAAAAAUAAGAAGAAAAAAGAACAAGAACAAGAUGAAGAAAGUGAAGGGCCUGCUUCAUUGGAAUCUGAACAGCUCUCUUCUGACUUCUCAGUCGUUUCACUAAAUGAAAAUACGGCAAACCGGCAAGGGUUUAGUUCUGAGGCACAGGGAAAGGAUGAUGCAAUGACAGACACUGAUCCUGGAGCUGCAAAAAAUGAACUGAAUCAGCCCACAAAAAUCACAGGGGAGCCAGUUUCAGAUCAGACACCAAACAAGGAAAUUGCCUCCAAACAAACAGAUGGUAAAACAGUGCCGUUAAGAAGGGAUCCGAUCAAGCCUCAGAAAGAGAGUGUUGCUUCCCAGGGAUCUAGUUCAGCUGAUCCUCAGUGUCAGAGGAACAGUGAGGAAAAAGGAGACCCAAUGUCAGGUACAAAUCAGAGAGAAGAUGUCCUAGGAAGCUCCUUGCUGCCCCAGGACCCAGUUAAUGUUGCUAAACGGAGUGUAGAAGGAAGUGUGCCUGCCCAAGAUUCCCAGAGCUCCCUUGGGAAAACAUCUGCCUCAACAUCCACAGGUUCGGAUCAUGAAACUGGCCAUGCAGAGAGCAAGGAGAACCAGGGUGUAAACUCUUCAGAAAACAGCAAUCCUAAGAAGGGGAAGUUUAAUGAUGGUACCAAAUCUCAGAAGAAUUCUACAAAUUCAAACCAGGGAAACAAAGAUCACAAUUCAAAUGUGGCAGUGGAUAACAAUCAACCUGCAAAACCUUCAACAACAGAUCUGCUUCAAAGCCCAACAAAAGAAAAAGCAAAUACUCCUGCAAGGGACAGCAAAGAUUUGCAGGGCCAGUCCAAGAAAAGUGGCUCGAGCAACAAUAAUAAUCAGUCAAAAAAUAAAUCGGAGGAAAAUAAAUUAAGUAAAAAUCAAAAGGAAAGUUCAACAACUGGAGUAGAAAACAUGGAGGUACAGCAGACUGCUAGUAACCAAAGCCAUCAAUACACACCUAACCAGGCGAAACCUGUAUUUGGAUCCCAGGAAACGAAUAAAGAGAAAAAAGAUGGCGAUGGUUUUCAGCAAGUGCAGGGAAAAAACAAAAACAAAAAAAAUAAAGAACAAGAAAGAAUGAAGGCAGAGGCUCCAAAAAGGAUGCAAGAGCAACAGCAGAUUAUGCCUGGAGACCAUCUUACAAUUUAUUUUCAUGCCAUUCUGUCAAAGGAUUUUAAUUAUGAUCCAGAGCAUGACCGUAUUUACCUUAUGUGUGGAGAACCUUUAGGAAACUGGAAAAUAGCUGCAACUGAACUCCAUGUUAUUAAGAAAUUGGACAAGCAUGGUUACCUUAUUGGAGGACAUCUCAAAACAUCUAAAACUGCUAUUUCCAAGUCCAUACCUUACAAAUAUGCUGUGUCUUCUAAGAAAUUAGAAUAUGAAACUGUCUAUAAAUGGGAUACUUCUAAAGAUGUUGUUGUUAAUCGAUGUCUGUUUAUCAAGCCUAACCUGAUAAAUGAACAAGGUGAAUGGCACCAGUAUGAUGAUAUCAUCUGUGCAAAGCCCUCUGAGGGCUUUACUCGUUUUUUCACCCUCUCGUACUGGACAGACGAGAGAAAGAGGAAUGUUAAAAAGGGGAGAGAAAUAGCAGGAAGGUUCAUCCUGCAAUCCAUAUUUGAUCUUCUCUCGCAAUGGAAUGACGCGAACGUUAAGAAUUUCUUCUACCAGCUCGACAUCUUUUACAAAACUUACCAAGAGCCGUGGGUUCAUGAAAAUACAGGGAAACGAUGGACAUCCCUGCAGUUUGGUGAGGCUGAGGUUAAGAGUUUACUGAAAGAGGCAAUGGUUGAAUUGGUUGCACCUCACUUGAAGAAAGAGAAUCAAUCUGGUAAAGUUUUGAUGGAGAAUCCCUUAAAGGCAGCAGCUCUUGUUGUGGUACUCUGUCAACUGUACGGCAUAGCCAUGAAUGAAGAAGAGAUGUAUGCAUUGUGUACUCUUUUGUGCCUGCCACCGCUGCCAAAGGAAAAGCUUAUCGAAUUCUGCAGAGACUUUAAAGAAACCUUUUCAGGCAUAAAAAUUCUGAAAUGUGCUCUGAUGCAGUUUUGCGAAGUUCUUAUGUAUAAAGGAAUGUUUCCGUGGGUCUUGCUGAUUCCUCUUCUACACUUGCUGAAUGAUGUGUGUCAGCCCUUUGAGCCCAUUGAAUGGAAUGGAAGUCCUUUACGUGAAGAAAUCUGGGCAGGACUUGAAGGACUCUCCUAUAAUUCUUUCAGGAAUAGUUAUUGCACCACCACCAACAAUAGGGCUUUGCUAGCGCUGAUGUCGGAGAAGAAGCACUUGGUUGAAGUUGACAGAAUGUUAGCUCGAUCUUGGCUCUGCUUCUUAAGAUUGGAAGAUUUACAAGGCUACCUGGCCCUCAUAGAUGUUGAUCUGUUGGACAUUCUGCGGGCAUUGCUGUAUAAACUGUACACACCUCCAUACAACUUCUGUGAGAUAUGUGUACAGAUUCUAAGGCAUGUUUUGAACAAACUGGAUGAUUCAGAAUUCAGUUUUUUGGACGCUAGUUACCAAAUGGCUUGCUUGAAUUACGGAUUAAAAGUACUCAAAAGAAUCUGCGAUUUGGCAAAAAACUACUGGCAUUACCUUGCAGCGAUGAACAGUAUGGAACUUGUCAUCAAACUCUCAGCACCUAAGCAAAAUCUUCUUCAAGAGGACAUGGAUGGUGCAAAUACAUUACAUGUGAAUGAAGUGUUAUCAGAGACUUUAGAAACCAUGAGGAACUGGAUAAGAAACACAUUUAAAAAACAUUUCUUGACUGGCAGCUGGUUUGUUGAUUUUACACAUGAAGAUGAAAUAAAGAUGUGGAACAGUGUAAUUUCAGCCAGUUUUGGAAGUGAAACAUUCACCUCAAAAUGGAGAACCACUCACCUGAAAGAUUUUGAAGGGAGAUUGAAACAGGAACCUCCACUUAGUCAGAUUGAAAUCUACUGCAGUAAAAAUGACAGUCUGGCACAGUUAAACCCUCUGCUUGCCUCCUGUUUUGAGAACUGCGCUCUUGAGGCUGUUCAAUCAAUAUGCCAGGACAAGAGAGAAGUUAGACUGUUUGAAAGCCUUCAAAGACAUGACAUGGGCAAGUUUGGUAAACUGGUAUCAAAGAUCAUUGAGAAAUCCUGGCCCAGAAAUGUAAAGGACGAGCUACUGGAUGGGUACGACGUGGUGAUAAAUCAUUUGCUAAACUGGUCUGUAGCAAAGAACAUCUUCCAGUUACAAGAUCCAAAGAUCAUCGACCAACUUACCGAUGAUGCCAGACAAUUAAUUGCUGUAUCGGAUUCUGUUUUAAUGAACAUCUCCGAGCAGCUUGUAUGUGGGGAUAUUCAGAUCAAACAUCUCAAAAGCAUCUUGCAGAAGAAGGAGGACUUCCUGAUGUUGCUGAAAAUAAAGGGAUUUCCUGACGAUGAAAAAUGCAUUGAUGAUAAAUCCAUGAAGACAGUUCUAGGGUGGCGGGAAGAAGAACUUGAAGCAGUCAUGAGUGAAAAGAGCUGGGUAGACAGCCUCCUGAAAAUGUGCAUGAAAAUCACAGAAUAUGUGAGAGUGGACGUCGAGGAACUACAAAGAAGGCAUCAUUCUGACAUUGAGUCGAUGAAACUAAAUAAAGCUGUUGUUGUACACCUGGUCGAUGACAUUGAUAAUGAAGAAGCUGGGGUAGUUACAUAUUUUCAGCUAAACGAAGAAAUAAGAGCUAUGGCUGGAAAAAUACAUACCUUUAAAGACAGCUACAUUCUUCAGAUUUGUUGGCAGAAUGAAGCAAAAAGUAAAGCCAUAACUGACUCCAAUACAGAAGAGCUUACACCUGCUCCUGAUAUAGAAUUAACAGCUGACAACAUAAACAAGGAGAUAUUUGAGCCUUGCUUUGAAAGAUACAAAAAUAUUUAUAAAAACACAAAGGAAGGUAGUCUUACUUUAGGGGAGGUGGAUGCAGUCUUUGAAACCUAUAAGAGUCGCUAUGAAGCUCUGAGGCAGGACCUUGUCAUCAUGAGCAAACUACAGCAUUCAGAAGACAAGAGGUGGAUUGGAAGGAGGAUCCAACAGAUUCAGCAGUACCAUGAACUCUAUCUUGCUGUGGAAUCUGCCCAGGUCAUCAUGGAAGUGAAACAGGCACUGGGUCUUAAUGGAGAUUUCACAAUACUAGAGACUUUAUUGGAUGUGACACAUGAGGAUUUUAAGGAGGAGAAACUGGACUGCAUUGAUAAGGAUAUAAUACAGGCAAAAGCAAAUCUAGUUGGUAUCACAGAAACUCGUAGACGAUGCUUGGUGGAGCUAGGACAGAGGAAAAACUUUGUCAAUUGGGUAAAAGAAGCUUUAGAAGAUAUCAAUGAGCUGAAAGUGUUUGUUGACCUGGCCUCCAUCUCUGCUGGUGAGAAUGACCUGGAUGUGGAUCGUGUGGCCUGCUUCCAUGAUGCUGUGCUCGGUUACUCCUCCAUGCUGUAUGAUUUGAAACCAGAAGCUGAUUUCCCUGCCUUUAUGGAGUCACUGAAGAAACUUUGGAAGGCACUGGAGAGUGAUAAAGAUCUUCCAAAGAAACUGUGUGACACUGCAAGACAUCUGGAGUGGUUGAAAACUGUUAAGGAAAGUCAUGGAUCUGUGGAAUUGUCAUCUCUGUCUCUGGCUUCAGCAAUUAAUGAGAAAGGCAUCUAUAUAAUCAGUUCAAAAAAUCUGAAAAAGCUGUCCCUGGACACUGCCCUAGAGCUGAAGAUACCUGAGGAGCAUGAGGGCGGGCAGGAAAUGCGCUCCUAUUCUCUGGAGGACCUCAAAGAGCUGCAGAACAAACUGAUGCUGAUGUCUGGGAAAGGUGAUCAGGGACAAUCUGAAGUGGAUCAUUUUGCAGAGGUUUUCUCAAAUGUCCACAGGCUUGCUGUGUCUUUCAUUGACCUGUACUCUGCUGGAAACAUGCUCUUCAGGAAAUGGGAAGCUAAUGUAUACUGCUCUGAGAAUAACCAAGCAGGUGUUAUCAUGGAUUUCCACCUCGACAAAACAAUUGAGGAGAUCAUCGUUGAUGGUCCCAUAGUGGAGCAGCUCCCAGAGAUAUGCAGAAAAAUGGAAAAAUGUUUGGAGUCUUGGUGGGAUUUCAUGAACGAGAAGAGAUCACAGCAUUAUUACUUGAACUACUACACUGCAGAGCAGAUUGUAUUCUUGUGUAACAAGCUGUCUGCUGCAGAUGUGGACCAGCUAGAGGACCAACAAGUUAUGAUGAUGCUUUCAUUCAUUAAACCCAACUGUACCACAACAGAUGUCCGGAAAGCAUGGCACCAGUGGAAUUAUGAUAAACUGGAAAAGCAACCAAGGAAAAAACAAGAGGUGGACCUCCAGUCUUACAUUGAUGACAUUCGCAUGGAAGUUGACACCUCUGAGACCAGCAGAAAAGAGACAUACAGCAUCCACAAUCUGCCAGUUGUAUUGUCCAGUGCCAAGGCAGCAGACAAGUUAGAUUUGGUUUGGAACUUUUACAUGAGAGAUAUGAAGUAUUUUCUGCCACAUUGUUUAGAUAUUGGCACCCUUGGUGAACUUUUAGCUAUUCUGGCUUCCAUGUCGAAACCUGUCCUCAGAAGUCUUCCACCAGGCUUGCAAGAUGGACGUCCAAACCUUAUCGCCUGCCCACACUCCCAGGUGCUUACAUCUUCUAUUUGCAUUUUCAUGUCGAGCAAGGAAGAGCAGCUGCCCACAUACGACGAGGUGCUCUUGUGUACAGCGGAGACUACUUACGAGCAAGUGGAGCUGUUCUUGAGAAGAUGCCUCAUCCAAGGCUACAAGGGGAAGAAGGUCUACUCCAUGCUUUACGCAGACGAGCUAACUUACGAAGUCAGCUUUAAAUUUGAGCAACUUUUUAAUAGGCUCAGCAAGCAAAGCAGGGAUGACUACCAGCUGGUUAUAAUCUGCAACUGUGACCGGGAACACUACUACAUCCCAUCAGCUUUCAGUCAGUACAAGGUCCAUGUGAUACCCCAAGAACCACUGACAAAUAUUCAGACGUACCUAUCAAGCCACUAUAGAGUUCCACCUGAAGUUGCUACAGCAGCUUCCAUCUUCAGAGACAGAAUGUUUGUUGGAGUUGUGUCUUCCAAAAGAGCUGGAGUUGGUAAAUCACUAUAUGUCCGAAGGCGAUAUGAAGAUCUUGAAAAAACUCAUAACAAGGACAGUGUGCUGAAAUGCAUAAUAAGACUGAUCGAACCAAAGGUUGAUGAAAACAAAGUCCUUCAGUCUAUAUUGCCCUUGUUAAACAGCUCCACGCAGAACAAGCUAACAGUCUUUCAUUUUGAUAUCACAUCUUCAGUUCAGAAAGGUCUCUCUGAAUUUCUCUUUAAACUGCUGGUCUUGCAUUACUUGAUGGAUGCUGAAGGUAAAAUGUGGAAAUGCAGCAAUAGACAUCUGUAUGUCAUUGAGAUCCUUGAAACAUCAGGAGAAGUGAAGAAACAGACAAGACCUGGAUCAAACAUUCCACAUUACUCUUUCCUGGAUAUCUUCCCUAAAGUAUUCUGCAGACCUCCCAAAGAAGUUCUGGAGCUAGAAAUGGGCAUGCAUGACAGUCCAUACCAGGUCAUGACAGACCCACUAAUGGAUGACCAAGAAUUCAGAAGUGAAGCCUUUCAAAGACCCUUUCAGUACCUUAAGCGGUUCCACACACGCGAAAACAUUGACACUUUUACUUACAGUGGCACUGAAGGAACCCAUGUUGAGUGUCUGCAGUUGUUCUUUAUCUACUGUGGUAUAGUAGAUCCUUCGUGGUCAGAGCUGAGGAACUUUGCCUGGUUUUUGAAUUUGCAGCUACAAGACUGUGAGAGGUCUGUUUUUUGUAACUUCAAUUUCACUGGUGACACUUUACAAGGUUUUAAAAACUUUGUAGUUGACUUCAUGAUUCUUAUGGCGAAAGAUUUCGCAACACCUUCUCUCAGUAUCUCUGACCAAAGCCCUGGGAGACAACAAUUUAACUUCGAUAUGGUCACGGAAGAGGAUCUUGCUCCUUUCCGUAUCAGAAAGAAGUGGGAGACGGAACCACACCCAUACAUCUUUUUCAAUGACGAUCACGAAUCCAUGACCUUCAUCGGCUUCCAUCUCCAGGUGAAUGGCAAUGCAGUUGAUGCAAUUGACCCUUCGACUGGCAGAGUUAUUAAGAAAAACAUCAUGACUCCACAGCUCUAUGAAGGUCUUAGGCUUCAGAGAGUGCCGUUUAAUAUCAAUUUUGAUGAACUACCGAGAGAGAAGAAGAUAGAGUAUCUUUGCCAUGUGCUUGGAGUUAUGUGGCCCAUGGACCCUGAUGAGACCUAUGAACUCACCACAGACAAUAUGCUGAAGAUGCUUGCCAUCCACAUGAGGUUCAGGUGUGGCAUCCCUGUCAUAAUCAUGGGAGAAACUGGCUGUGGCAAGACCAGACUUAUCAAGUUCCUUUGUGAACUGCGGAAGUGUGGUGCCCCCAUGGAAAACAUGAAACUUGUAAAGGUUCAUGGAGGUACAACUGCAGAAAUGAUUUACUUGAAAGUAAGGGAAGCAGAAUCCAUCUCGCGCACCGGUAAGCAAGAAUAUGGCUUUGACUCUGUCCUGUUCUUUGACGAAGCCAACACGACCGAAGCUGUAAGCAGUAUCAAAGAAGUCCUUUGUGACAAAACUGUAGAAGGAGAACCUUUGGCUGCCUCCACAGGUCUGCAGAUUGUAGCUGCAUGCAACCCUUACAGAAAGCAUACAGAUGAAAUGAUUGGACGCUUAGAAUCGGCAGGUCUUGGUUACAAGGUUGGAGCAGAAGAGACUGAAGACAAACUGGGAUCCAUUCCUCUGCGGCAGCUUGUUUACAGAGUGCAGGCAUUGCCUCCAAGCAUGAUUCCUUUAGUGUGGGACUUUGGACAGCUUAAUGAUCAUACUGAAAAGAUGUACAUCCAGCAAAUUGUGCAGAGAGUGGUUAAGACAAUCGACAUUCAUGUUGAAUACAUUCCUCUCAUCACAGAUGUGUUGUCCACCUCACAGUGUUACAUGAGGCAGAGAAAAGAUGAAUGUAGCUUUGUCAGCCUGAGAGAUGUGGAACGCUGUAUGCAAGUUUUCGUAUGGUUUUACAAUAAUCAUGAAAGGUUGCUCCAAGAGUUGAAAGAGUUCAUGAAGAAAGAAAAAAAAUAUGAGAGACGCUUAGAUGAAAGAAAUGAAAUUGUCUGGUCCCUGGUAAUGGCAGUCGGUGUUUGUUAUCAUGCCUGCUUGGAAAAGAAGGAUAAAUACAGAAAAAAAAUCUGUGCUCACCUUCCCAAACUUUACUGUCCUUCCAAGGUCCUGCAAGAAAUCUCACUUAUGCAAGAUCUUCUAUUGAGUGGUGUGCCUUUGGGAAAGACAAUAGCACGAAACAAAGCUUUGAAAGAAAAUGUCUUCAUGAUGGUCAUCUGCAUAGAACUCAGGAUCCCACUGUUUUUGGUUGGAAAACCGGGAAGUUCUAAAUCACUGGCUAAAACUUUAGUGGCAGAUGCUAUGCAAGGCCAAGCAGCGCACUCAGAUUUGUAUAAAGAACUGAAGCAGAUCCAUCUUGUUUCAUUCCAGUGCAGCCCUCACUCUACCCCUGAAGGCAUCAUCAACACUUUCAAACAGUGUGCUCGCUUUCAAGAAGGAAAGAAUUUGAAGGAGUAUGUAUCGGUUGUAGUCCUCGAUGAAAUUGGCUUAGCCGAAGAUUCUGCUAAAAUGCCCCUGAAGACCCUUCACCCACUCCUGGAGGAAGGCUGCAUUGAUGACGAGCCUCUUCCGCAUAAAAAAGUUGGCUUUGUAGGAAUUUCCAACUGGGCUUUGGACCCUGCCAAAAUGAACAGAGGUAUUUUUGUGUCCCGUGGAGAUCCGGAUGAAAAAGAGUUACUCGCAAGUGCGAAGGGGAUAUGUUCCUCAGAGCCUAUGAUACUUACGAAAGUCCAGGGAUUCUUUCCAGGGUUUGCCAAAGCUUACUUAGACAUCUGUAAAAAACAAGGCAAGGAGUUCUUUGGUCUCCGGGAUUAUUACAGUCUUAUAAAGAUGGUGUUUGCAGUGACAAAGUCCACUAACCAAGAGCCCACUACUCAGCAGAUCGUGGAGGCGGUGCUCAGGAAUUUCAGUGGUAGAGAUGACGUUGAUGCUGUGGCUGCUUUCACUUCAAAGGUUACGAUGAGCACGGACAUGGAUAAUAUCAACCCCAUUGAACUGGUCAGACAAAACAUUUGUGCAGACAGUCAGGACAGCGAAUGUCGAUACCUGCUGGUUUUGACAAAAAACUAUGCUGCUCUCCAGAUACUUCAACAAACAUUCUUCUCAGACCGAAGUCAGCCAGAAAUAAUCUUUGGCUCAAGCUUCCCAAAGGAUCAAGAGUAUACCCAGAUUUGCCGCAAUAUCAACCGCGUAAAGAUCUGUAUGGAAACGGGACAAACCAUUGUUCUUCUCAACUUACAGAACCUUUAUGAAAGUCUGUAUGAUGCCCUUAACCAGUACUACGUUUGCCUUGGUGGACAGAAGUAUGUGGACUUGGGAUUGGGGACACACCGUGUCAAGUGUAGGGUUCAUAAGGAUUUCAGGCUCAUAGUCAUUGAGGAGAAAGAAGUGGUCUAUAAGCAGUUCCCUAUCCCUCUCAUUAACAGACUUGAAAAGCAUUAUCUUGACAUUAACACAAUCCUCAAGAGUGAUCAGAAACAAAUUGUCGAAGAGCUGAGGAAGUGGGUGGAUGACUUCAUUGCAGUCGACAAUCAGCAAUCUUUUGCCCAAGAGACCCAGGUGUAUGUUCCAUCUGAUGUCUUUAUUGGCUACCAUUCUGACACGUGUGCAUCAGUGGUCCUGCAAGUGGCAGAGAAACUGAGGGGAGAUGCAGACAUCACAGAAACAAAGAGAAAAUUGCUGGAUGAGGCCAAACACAUUCUACUCAGCUGUGCCACUCCGGAUUCAGUGGUGAGGCUAAGCAACUCUCGAUUGUCAAAAGUGGAGUCUGACCAGCUGGUAAAGGAGUACUUUGAGAAUCAAAGACACAGCUCACUGGCAGACUUUGUCAUUUCACACACAGAGCUGGAAGAUCGGGGCCUGGCUGCAUUCACAGAGGUUACAACUUUCUCCCGGCUCCUCACAGCUUCUGAUAUUCAAAAACUGUCCAGUGAAAUUCAUGAUAUUCGGAACAUUGUACUUCUGUCCCUGCAACAAUUUGAUACUGAACACUCUUUCCUCAAAAAGAUCAGACAUUUUCUUGAUGCCAGCGUUGGAAACAAAAUCCUUAUAAUUCAGACUGAUUUUGAAGAAGAUUCUGAAAGUGCAAACCUGAUUGCAUCAGCAAAAUAUUCUGCUAUCAACGAAAUUAAUAAAACCAAGGAAGGGGGGAGAGUUUUUGUCUAUUUCAUAACUAAGCUUCCUCGAAUGGAAGGAGGUACCUCCUAUAUAGGUUUUCAUGGAGGUCCUUGGAAGUCUGUCCAUAUUGACGAUCUCAGGAGAUCGAAGGACAUCAUUUCUGAUAUCACUGCUUUAAGGAACCUAACCAUCAGCCAACUGUUCGAAGAAAAAGCAGAGCAACCUGAAGCAAUGGAGAUAGACGUUGAGACUUCUGAAAUGACAGAGCCCUCAGAAAAUGAUGAAAAUGCUGACUCUGAAAACAUACUAGACACAACCUCCCUGGUUAGAAGCUGUGUGCAGAGCGCUGUUGGGAUGCUGAGGGACCAAUACGAAGGGACCAAUCGUAGCACCAAGAGAGUGCAGAUACUGCUGACACUGCUAGCAGAAGACAAGGAACUGAACGCUUCCUUUUUGAAAACCAUGAAGAGAAGACUGUAUACCCUGCUGGCUAGACAUGAUGAGAACUCUCCGUCAGCCAAGAACUGGGUUUUCAAGGAAGCAACAAACAUUGAUGCCCUGCAGGAAGGAGGGACGUUCAGACACACCCUGUGGAAGCGAGUCCAGGCUAUGGUCAUUCCCUUCCUGGCCCAGGUGAUCUCCCUCAUAGACCGGGACUGUAACCUGGAUCUUCUGAUGGAUAGCAAUUCAGAUCGACUGGUGAAAAAACUCUGGAUGGACAUUUUUGGUGAUGUAAAGCUGCUAGAUAUACCCUAUACAGGAGUUGACAAGAAUUCUGAGUCCAAGACAAUUCUUGUCCAAAACUACAUGAAAUUAGAUAUGGGGGUUUGUAGCACCAUGCCUUUCAGCUGGAGGAUGAAGGAUUACCUGGAAGACCUCUGGGUUCAUGCUCUGCAACAAGAAGGACACACCCACAAGCAGUUUGAAGAGUUUUUCAGUAAAACUCCGCUCGGACGUUAUAUAUCGCAAGCAAAUGAAGAAAUGAAGAACGAGUUUUGCCACCGGUAUCUGCAAGACUUUCUCUUGAUGACCAUGAACGUGUCCUCCCAAGUAGAGUUAGAGUUUCUACACAAAGCACUGACAUCCUGUUUACAUGAGCUAAGAAUCCGCUUAGGCAUUAAGGAGGAGGUGCCCUCGCUACCCUGGGUCCAUUCAGCUUACCAUCAAUUCAAGAAGCGUCUGCAGAACUUUUCAAGAAUGAUCACUAUUUAUCCAGAAGUGGCAGAAUUGCUCCAACAAAGGAACAUAGGGGAAGGAUUCGAAAUGGAUAUAGACGUCUAUGCCGCUACUGCCUGCAUUGAGUUGCUGGAGCCCCAUAAUUUGAAGACAGAUGAGUCCUGUCAAGCUUGGCUGCGGCAGGUUAAGAGUCUUCAGAUUCCAGUUGAGCUGGUCUGCUCUGAGGAGUAUGCCCAGCUGUAUGGGGACCGAUGCCACACUCUGGUCAGUUUUGUCAGAUCUGGGUGGAAUCGUAUCUAUUCACUGUCCUUGUUUGUGGAACAUGUGUUGCUGGGAAUCGAGACUGUAAGCAAGGGACUGCUGGAGCUGGUAGAGGAACACACUCUCAAGUUAGGAAAGUGUCUCCAGGAAAACUCUGAUUUAAAAUCCGACAAACCUUUUGUAGCUGUGAUUAACAUACUUAAGUGUUGCAAAGAAGAAGCAAGUAGAAAGUUUUUCAGGUAUGGUCAGCAGCCAUGCCCUGUAUGUCUGGGGGAUGCACGUGAUCCAGUGCUCCUGCCAUGCGAGCACAUCUUUUGCCAUGCCUGUAUUAAGCAGUGGUUUAGUCCUGCACAGAUGUAUUGUCCGGUUUGUAAAACAGCCAUCCAAGAUGACUUCGAAGUGAAAGUUUCAGAAGAAAUCCGGGAUGCAGUGCAGUCGAAUGCUCAUUUCCGAAACAGAUGCAAUGCUUUUUUCAUCGAUGUGGUGUCCACUGUGUGCUUUAAGGACAAUUCUCCUCCUACAGAGAGCAUCAUCUAUCGCCUUCUCUCUCUCUUGCUGGUUAACAAUGAUGCAAUUCCGUUUGUUAACAAAGAUCGCAAGUUCCACACCAAAGCUCUUUCUCCAUUUGAUGACUCUGUAGAUAAAACUCCAGUUGUUCGGUCAGUUGUGCUCAAACUGCUGUUGAAAUACAGCUUUGAGAAAGUUAAAAAGUAUCUGCAAAAACACCUUUCCUCUGUUGAAAGAAGUGUACUUCUAGGAGACGAGGAUAAGACUGAACUCUAUGCCCUCUUCAUAAACUGUUUGGAGGACUCCAUGUAUGAGAAUGCUCAGUGCUUUACAGUCGCAGAACAGCAAUCACUGUUGGAACAGGAAAGUAAUUUCUUAAGACACGCCAUUGGAAAUAAAGGCUCCAGUGUCUCAGUGGAAUACCUUCAGGAGAUAGCCAGGAUUCGGCUCUCUCUUGACAUGGCUGCAAACUUUCUGGUUGAGCCUGGCAAUUCAGGGUCACAACUGCAAAUACCUGGAGGCCAGCAAAAGUCAGAAUUCCUGAAAAGCAUUAAACAGUUGUGUGAGGGAAGCGGGAAUGACUGGUAUCGGAUUUACCUGGCUCGGAAAAUCUGCCAUCAGCAAGGCAUGGAGUUCGUACAGCAGCUGUUAAAUAAUAUGCACUUCAGAUGGAUGUUCCCUGAUGAAAUUGUUCAGCAGCAGCAUGACCAGCCAGGCCAGAUGGAUCGGUACCUAGUAUGUGGUGAUGUUUACAGAACAUUCCGUGAUGCAGUUGGCAAGGCAAUGAUCGAAUGCAAAACAGAGGGCUUAGCAGAGGCAUGCACGAAUUGCAACCGUCCAGCAGAUAAUCAAGCGGUGUACCUGGUCCUGGCUCUCUUCCGAGAGGUGACCACACUUUACGGAUCAGCAAACCAACUCGUCCACCCAAAACCUGCGCAAUAUGAGGCACUAAUUGAAUUUAUCAAGAAUUCGAAUAUACUCGGCACUCAAGAGCUAAAGCACUUGGCAGACUCCUUGGUCAGAAAUAGUCUUGAAACCCUUGCUGUCCGCCCUGGUUAUCCCAGCACAUUGCAGACGAUAAUAGAACUGACCGUUCACACUGCUGCUGUACUCUUGUGUGGAAAAGAUGGGAUUUUGGCCCCAUUGAAACAGCUGGCCUUUGUUCCAGCAAACAUGCAGAAUGCCUUCUUACCUACAAUGCCUGAGGAUAUGAUGGCAGUAGCCCAGCAAGUAUUAGGGCCAGUGCAUUGGUAUAUGUGUCCAAAUGGUCAUCCAUGUGCUGUUGGCGAGUGUGGACAACCAAUGGAGAGAAGAAAGUGCAUUGACUGUGGUGCUGAAAUGGGAGGAGAAAACCAUAGGCCUGUUCAAGGAUUUCAACGAAUUGGAAUAACAGGUGAUCGAACCCAACGUGGCCACGUUCUGGGAGACCCGCAGAAGAGAGACAGUGCAGCGAUGCUGGAUACCAGGGAGAUUUCCUCUGUGCCCUUCAUACUGAUUCGAUUCCUCACUCACAUGGCUAUGCUACUGGGAGCUGCACAGGAUCCACAGUCAAUAGCACAAAUAAUAAAGCCAGUGGUCCCAAACCCAGCGCAGUUCCUCUUGGCCCAUUUGAUGAAGGACCUGGACCAGCUAACAGGGUCCCUGGGGAAAGGAAUGGACGACACAGCCAACACUGUCCAUCUGCUGCUCUGCAACCUUAUGGAACAGCACCAGCAUCAGUGGCCUGUGCGUUAUGAUGCUACACUGUCAACUAAAGAGAAAAGAAACGGUUGGGAGACAGCUAUUGUUUCCAGCGUUAUCACACCUGAACUCAAGAAAUUAGAACGCCAGCUGAAAGAAGUAAACGAACAGAUCCGGAACGACAAGCGGAUCUCCUCCAGCCCGGUUGUGAAGAUCCUGUAUGGAAACCCCAAGACGUUCCUGGCCAGUCUGCCCCAGCACAGUGAUGUCUACUGCUCCACCAUCUGGAGCUGCAGGGACAGGAUUUCUGUCCAGCACUUGGCUCACAUUGUUGAGCAGAAUGAUGGCAAAGACACUCUGCCUGUUUUAUGGAAGUUUCUGCAAAAGGAUGCUGAGCUGAAGCUUGUCAAGUUUUUACCAGAUCUGCUUGAUCUGCAAAGAGAUCUGGUUAAGAAAUUCCAGAAUGUGACUGAUGUGAUGCAUGGCUCAAUUAGGGACUUUAUUCAAAGUCAACAAGCAGCAUCAUUAAGAGAAUGGUAUGAAAAGAGGAUUCAGAUCUUUUUGGCAUUAUGGAAUCAGCUCAGAACUUCACUGGCUACUAAUGGUGAAAUUAAGAUCCCUGAAGAAUACUGCAGCAGAGAUCUAAAGCUGGACAGUGAUUUCACUGUGCUUCUCCCGAGACGCCAGGGCCUCGGGCUGUGCUCCACUGCCCUGGUGAGCUACCUCAUUGCGCUCCACAAUGACCUGGUCUACACUGUGGAGAAAUUCACUCAAGAAACACAGGGAUACACUGUGAGCCCAGCGGAUCUGAGCGACCUUCACGUGAUAAAGUACGAGGUGGAGAGAGACCUGAUGCCCCUGGUUCUAUCAAACUGCCAGUACAGCAUGGAGCGAGGACGGGAGACCCUGCAAGAGUUCGAUCUGCAGAAAAUCCAGCAGCAAGUAACAAACCGGUUCCUGCGAGGCAAACCUCUGAUUACCUUCAUUGGAAUACCGACAUUGCUCAACAGACAAGACCGAAAUUAUGAAAACAUAUUUAAGGACGUGAAAGCAAAACUUGUGCAGGAUUCACUCCCGAAUGCAGUAAUGAAUGCCCUGAGCGGGGAGUUUCAGUCAUACAGUGACGUGUGUGAGGCCCUGUCAGUGGUUGAAGUGACGCUGGGAUUCCUUGCAAAGACUGGGGUGGAGGCUGAGAUGCAGCUGGUGAAGUACGUGCAAGACAUCCUGCAGAUGGGAGAUCAGACUUCUGAACACAUACUAAAGGCAUUAAGCAGAUGUAACCUGAAGCACAUCAUAGCGCUGUGGCAGUAUCUAACUGCAAGGAAAUCGGAGUGCAUGAUUCACCUCAAGCGGGACCCAUUUACAGGGAUCUGCAAAGAGUAUAAAAAAAACCUUGAUGCCGAUAAGCAGAGACUCCUGACUGGGUUCUUUGCGCAAGGGAACGUGGACACCUUCGUUCUGGAGAUGCACGAAUUUCUGCUUCUGAACCUGAAGAAUGUCGAAGCUGCUGAUGUCUACAAACCUACCUGGAGCCUGAAAGACACGCUGAUCUCAUACAUAGAAAGAAAAGACCUUGAUAUCCCACCAGAGCUGGAAGAGUUUUUUCCUGAAGAAAUCUUACUGUCGCAGUGUGUUGAGGCCUGGAAAUUUGCAGUCACCUAUAAACAAGACCGCAUGCAAAGAUAACUCUUUACAGCAAGGCACUUCUAACUUUGUUUUAGCUCAACUUGUUACUGCUUGAAAAGGCAAACUCUGGAGAAAUUAUAUUAAACCAUAAAUUAAACCUUUAAAUCUAAUCACGAAAUCCAUUCAUGCUGUGAAAAAUUAGACAGAUGCACAUCUGUAAAUUUAAAUUAUUGAUAAGCAUUUGAUAUUUCAGGGACAGCCUUCUGUCAGCUGCAAAAAAACUGCACAAAAAUAAAAUGGUUUAUAGUGGUGCAUAUAUUCCAUUGUAUUAGAAAAAGUAUCUCAAUGCACAGCACAUGUAGUGAGUUACUCAAUGCAAUAAAGUAAUUGCAAAAUGUUUCAAAGGAAGCUAUACAUAAAGUGUACAGUAAUAAAUGCAUGUUUCACAAAGUUAAUAUAGAAAACUAUAAAGUGCAAAUUAGAAAGUGCUUCUAAGUCUAUAAAUAAGUUUUUGAAGAGAUUUGUUGGACAGAAAGGGUAUACUUACUGUGCCUUACACCCCUACUGUCACUAUGUAUGUCCCUGCUUUCUGUGGGCUUUUGUUUGGUUUAGAUCUGCUGGUUUGUAUUAUGCACAUACUAUAGUGUAUGUAGAUAAUGAAGAUGAAACCAUGAUCUCUUUAAUUUUAUGCAUUCCUUCACUAUGUUUACAUUGUAAAACCAAACUGAUCUCUGGUAUUUAGAAAUCAGUCUGAUUUCGCAUGCUGCAGGGUAAGGGCCCAGACUCCUGACAGAGCCUCAUUUUGCAAGGUCUGCUAAGGUGUAGAUCUACCCUAGGGGUUAAACUACUGCCUCCCAAUGACAUACACCCACACUCCCUACACAGUUACCUUAUUGUACAUUUGCAGCACUGCCCCUUAAACGUCCACAGAAUGCUUUAUUACAUUUGAAGCUACUUAUCCUUUAACAGUAAAAUAGCUUUAGACAAUUAUUAUUUGUUUAUUUAGCAGAAGCCUUUAUCCAAGGAGACUUACUGAGACUAGGGUGUGUGAACUAUGCAUCAGCUGCAGAGUCACUUACAAUUACGUCACACAACGAGUCAGUGGCUGAGGUGGGAUUUGAACCGGGGACCUCCUUUUCUUUAACCACUGGACCACACAGCCUCCCAAUAAAUGCAGCAGCAUGUUAAUGAGAGGACAGACUCCAGUCUAUUCCUAUAUUGGUAAAAAAAAAAAAAAAAAAGUGUGAACUCUUUACAGUAAUUGUUCAAAAUGUUUUAUGUUUUCUUUUCCAAUAUUCUGUUCUAGCCUGUAGUAGGAUUCUUUAAAAACUAGCUUAAAACGAUAUAUAGUUCUCUGCUUCUAAACCUGAACAUGUAUUAUAACAAUUACUUGAACUUUGCACUGUUAUAAACCAUGUGUUGCUUUGCAUUAGCCAACAUGAUCUAGGCAAACGGAUCUAGGCAACUGUAACAUGGGGCAGGAGGAAUACACAGACACAGCCCCAUGUUACAGUUGCUGCUAGCCACGUAAAUCAUGUAGCCCUUAGUUCUUUUUAAACGUGGAAGAUGUUUAUGUUGGUUAAAUAAUAGUAACUAUUUGAUAUAAUAUUAAACAUCCCAGUACUGUUGCCUGGAUCCCUGCCUGUUGUAUUAAGCGAUUUGUAAGUUUGACAAUCCAAAAUUGUACUGUUUAGCAACAUUUUUUUUUUUUUUUUUUUUUAAAUGAUUGUAAAGAGGACUGUAGUCACAGAAUAAUCCCUCUAAUGCUGCUUCCAUUACAAAUAUUUUUUUUAUUGUGGUGUUUUUUUUUUUUUUUUUGGUAGAUUAGUAGUAAAAUUAAGUUUGACCACAAAUGUGAAAGACCUGUUUUACAAUGCAUACAUAAUCGUGAUUUGCAGUGAUUGCAGGAAUAGCUUGAGGAUCUAGAUAUUUUGAGCAUUGUGAUAAAUUGAUUAAUCAGUGUAUCAAUAGUUUACUUGGUGCCAUAAGGAUCACAUCAAAGUGACAAACCCUAAAAUAUCUGAAUAUAAAAGGCUUGCAUUCAGGUCUGCUCAUGUUUGUGACAGAGACACAGUUUACAAUUUAGAACACUGGUACAUUCCUUUGCAAAAAUACAUUGUGUUUCAUUGAUAAAGGUGCCUUUGUUUGUUUCUGAACUUUUAAGUUAUUGAAUCAACAUUUUGAGGGUCUGCUGCAUCAUUUAUUUUUUUAUUUUUGUGAUUUUCAUUUAAAUUGUUUACUUUAAAUCUUGCUAUUAAAAAAUUCAAAUCUUAAUAA
Molecule: messenger RNA, 18277 nt
Organism: Acipenser ruthenus (sterlet)
Lineage: Eukaryota; Metazoa; Chordata; Actinopteri; Acipenseriformes; Acipenseridae
Product: E3 ubiquitin-protein ligase rnf213-alpha-like
Exons: 67
Coding region: 188-16060 (5290 amino acids)
Biological process (GO): sprouting angiogenesis; negative regulation of non-canonical Wnt signaling pathway; ubiquitin-dependent protein catabolic process
Cellular component (GO): membrane; cytosol; nucleolus
Molecular function (GO): ATP hydrolysis activity; ubiquitin-protein transferase activity
Source: RefSeq, a predicted model, not a curated record